AGAUCUGUAUAGCGAUGCAGCGCGUAUGGAUGUGAGAGGUGCAGCAUUCGCUCGAGAGCAUCAAAGGCGCAGCAUCUUCAUCUGACGCACGCGUAAAAAUGGCAUUGCGCAUUUAAAGCUCGACUUUGGAGAGCAUCACACCAGGAAUACAGGACCAUUAUUGUUUUCUAAAGACCGUAAACAGGACACAAGCCUGGAAAUCAACGGUGGACAGUGGGGGGAUUUUGGGGACAGUCAUGGCGGGGGUGGGAGCCAGGGGGAGAAGGACGGGACUCCCGGGGUUCUGUUGGAAAACAUGCUAUUUCCACAUCCUAUUCUGGGUCGUGUCUGUUUGUGGAGAAGAGAGGACAUUUAUCGUUGAGACGUGGCUGAAGAACUAUGGCUACCUGCUCCCUCUUGACAUCCGAACAUCGGACCUGCGAUCGGAGAAAGCCAUGCAGUCUGCAGUCGCUGCCAUGCAGCGGUUUUAUGGCAUUCCAGUAACAGGAGUCCUUGAUCAAACCACCAUCGAGUGGAUGAGAAAACCUCGCUGCGGGGUUCCAGAUCAUCCUCACAUCAGCCGACGCAGGAGAAAUAAACGCUAUGCCCUCACUGGACAAAAAUGGAGGGACAAAAGGAUCACGUACAGCAUACAUAAUUUCACACCUAAAGUUGGGGAGAAAGACACGCAGAGGGCGAUACGUCAAGCCUUCGACGUCUGGCAGACCGUAACCCCGCUGACCUUUCAGGAAGUUGCUUAUUCGGAGAUCAAAAACGAGGGUAAAGAGGCCGAUAUCAUGAUCUUUUUCGCCUCUGGUUUUCACGGUGACAGUUCCCCCUUCGACGGAGAGGGAGGUUUUUUAGCGCAUGCCUAUUUCCCCGGUCCUGGUAUCGGCGGAGACACACACUUUGACUCAGAUGAGCCGUGGACGUUAGGAAACUCCAAUCAUGACGGCAAUGACCUUUUUCUGGUGGCGGUACAUGAGUUAGGACACGCGCUGGGUCUGGAGCAUUCCAACGAUCCCAGUGCCAUCAUGGCUCCUUUCUACCAGUACAUGGAGACGCACAACUUCAAGCUGCCUCUGGACGAUUUACAGGGCAUCCAGAAAAUCUAUGGUAUACCUACAGCCAUGCUGGAGCCCACCCGUCCUCUUCCCACUUUACCUGCACGACGAACACACUCCACCUCAGACAAAAAACAUGACCGGCAUUCCCGCCCCGCUCGCCCGCCCACCGGAGAACGCCCAUCCGGUAACGGCAAACCCAACAUCUGUGAUGGCAACUUUAACACGGUGGCCUUCUUUCGCCGGGAGAUGUUUGUUUUUAAGGAUCGCUGGUUCUGGCGUUUACGAAACAACAAGGUUCAGGAAGGCUAUCCCAUGCUGAUUGAGCAGUUCUGGAAAGGUCUUCCUCCCCGCAUUGACGCUGCUUAUGAGAGAUCAGAUGGCAAAUUUGUAUUCUUUAAAGGAGAUAAAUACUGGAUCUUUAAGGAGGUUACAGCAGAGCCCGGUUACCCUCACAGUCUGGUAGAGAUGGGCAUCGGUUUGCCACGUGAUGGCAUCGACACGGCCUUACGCUGGGAGCCAGUUGGUAAAACCUACUUCUUUAAGGGCGAUCAGUACUGGCGUUACAAUGAAGAAAAGCGCAUCGUUGACCCAGGCUACCCCAAACCCAUCAGUGUAUGGAGGGGCAUCCCGGAUAGUCCACAGGGAGCCUUCAUCAGUCGAGAAGGAUUUUAUACCUACUUCUACAAAGGAAAGGAUUACUGGAAGUUCGAUAACCAGAAGUUAACAGUGGAACCAGGCUACCCCAAAUCAAUCAUCAAAGACUGGAUGGGCUGCGACCAGUCGGAAGUCGAAAAGAACAAAGACCGGCACCUUCCGCACGAUGACGUCGACAUCAUGGUGGCCAUCAACGACGUCCCCAGCACUGUAAACGCCAUUGCCGUGGUCAUCCCGUGCAUACUUUCACUGUGCAUUCUGGUCCUCGUCUACACUAUCUUCCAGUUCAAGAAUAAAAAUGUUCAACAGCACGUCACCUACUACAAACACCCGGUGCAGGAGUGGGUAUGACAGACCGGGAGGCGUUUUGGACCCCAAACGCUUGAGAACCUAUGUGAGGGCUACUAUGCUGAGGUUGGAAAGCAUACGUGACCAGUGCCUGUUUUCCGAACAAUCUUGUCCCGGGACAAUAACAAAGACAAGACAAGAGAAUCAACUCCAGUCGAAACUAAUAUCGCAAUUUUUUAUUGCAUGAGCCCAAGAGAUGAAACUUCUGAGAAGCGUGUGGGUUCGAAUUUUUUGGUCACAGAACCAACGUUUCCAGACCACAAGAUUCUACUGCAGAUCAACAGAUGAAUCCUCAUUGUUCUCAGAAUAAACUUGUAUUUGAAGUAUUAUCAAAGAAACUAAUGAACAAAAAUCAAAUAAAAAUCAAGACUUGAAAAACAAAGUAGGUAGAAAGGCCAUAAAAAAAGAAUACCAAGGAAUUUUACGGAUCAUGCCGUCUUUUAUUCAUGGGGUGAAGGGUUUUACGACUAAUACUCAAAGACGUUUUAAAGGGUUGGGAGGCAUAAAAAAUAAUAAUAGCAACUGUCUUUAUAGCUUCAAUCCGAAUGUUUGUUUGCGAGAUAUUUCUUUCUUUUCACACCUGCCUACGGAUUUCCACAAAGCAGGAAUAAUGUUUGAUUUAUAAUAACUAGGGCAGUCUUAAUACCUCCUCCUACGCUGUACUGUACCGCGCUUCUAUUUUUCUUCUUCGCCGUUUUUAUCCGUCUCUAACAAAGGACGAUCUCUUUUUUUGAUCGGAUUUGGUUUAUAGACAGCAUUCGUAUUACGUUUUAUAGGAGAAUCGUUUGUAACAGCGUUCAAAAGGAAAAUGGAGACAAGCCUUUAGGAUUGCUCUUUUCUGCAAAGUAGGACCGAUUACAAUUUACAUGCAAUGCAUACAUUUUAUUGAUCACAUUUUCUUUUUUUUAUAGUCUUGAUUUCAAUGUAGUGUUUUAAAUAUGUGUGCCAGACAGGACCGUGACUUUAAACAGCACAUCUGAACACGAAAUGAUUUCCGUUGCCUACAGGAGAUGAUCUACUGUAUCCUCACCGAAUGAACAUAAUCUUCUGUGUCUUACGUUAAAGUGACUUCAAUUUCACGUCUUCGAUGUCUGUCGAGUGCUUUUAUUGGUACGACGGUGAAAGGCGUGUUUGACUCGUCUCUGAUCUCAUCUGCUCACUGGAUGGACCUGAGAUGUUAUUGAUAUUUUUGGGUUAACCUGAUAAGGCUUGAGACGCAUAAAUAUAAAAGGUUUGUAGCAUCUUAAUCAAUAUAUUAAGAUGGUAGAGCUGGCGAGACUCCCUUAUAAGGAUUGUCUUUAGCUUUUCUUUAUUCAUCACUAAUACGUUUUUGCCUUAACACAUACACUUUGGUGUAGUACAAUAAGUUUAUUUACCUAUAGGGAAGAAACAAGGCAUUUUAGUUGGACAAGUUUUUUUUUAUUCUGUGUAAAUAUUGUAUGCUUAGUUCAACGGAGCAUUGAUGUGCUAUAGAAACUACCUGCUGUGUUUAUAACGUGUCUGCAAAUACUCUGCCAAUGGUCAUAUUUCUACAGUGAGCCGGAUUCAUUGACGUGAUAUUUGACAGAAGAAAAAGAUGACAUGCUGGAAAUUCGAUUUCGGUAAUACGUUUCAACGAACACAAAUGUUUUCUGAGCAGCCUUCUUGUUGGUCGAGUGAACGUUUUUGGGAACUUUGAGGUUUCGUGUUCGUUGUUGGUUAAGAGAAAAAAAUUAUUGUCUUCCAAAGUGACAUUUCUCCCAGUGUGGUUGUAUGAAUAUGUCUUUAAACAGUCCUUCCAGAAAAACACAGAGUUUUUUUGGUGAUUGUUGCGAGCAAUUUCAUUUAUGCAAAUGAAAUUGCGGGAACUUGCCAAAAUUGCGGUAACUUUCAAAAACUGCGUGAACUCUGCAGCUUUUCAUUGAUGUAACGUCGCAUAAUAACAGUUUUCAACUUUCUGCUAAGAUAUGUAUGACUUUUUGCUACGAAAAUGCGGGGAUUAUGAAAUCAUGCAAGCCCGCAUAUUUUGCGAGCAGAAAUCGGCAAUUUAUGCGGCGUAUUUAAAAAAUGCGGCCCCCGCAUAAAUAUGCAAUCGCAUAAUCGCGUUUUUCUGGAGGGACUGUUUAAAGGGGAAAUAACAUACAGCCGCUGGUUUAAGAGUUAAAACGAAGCACGAUUUCUAUACAAUUGUAUUUACACAGCAAUUCAAGGUACAAUGGUAUGAUCAUGAUAUUAUUAUUGUAUCAUGCCCACAAUGCCAUGGUAAUACCAUCUCCACAAAACCAUGUUUUUUGUAACUACGAUCUUCGGUGUAAUGUUGCCGUUCUUUUGCAUCGGCUAUAUGAUGUUUCCUUAAGAUGUUCGUGGACUUCCCCUUUAAAGGCAUUGUGCCUUGUCUUACAGUCUGCAAUGGCACAUUGAGCUCCUCAAAACUUUCAGACGUUACAUAUUUUAUCAGCGCAUACAUGAAUUGUUUUCCUUGAUUAUAAAUCAAUGCCUUUACUAGCCGUGUUAGCAUUUAUUUCAGUGGACCUGAUUGUCAUGUCAUUUUUGGAUGUGUUGAUGCGAGCAGCUUGGCCGUGGGUAGAAGCUAGAGCAGAUUUUACAUAUUUGUGCCCACUUGGGAAAGACUCGAUGUUAUUGUCUCUCAGAUAAGCAUUUUUAUUAAUCAACUCCUCCGUAUCUAGAGCACCUGCUCGAUCCGACAAGCAAUGUGGCAAUGGAAUCGUCCACUGUCUCGGGUACAGGAGGUUCUGGGUGGGAGUAUUUGAAAUGAAACACACUGUGCUUAACCAGUUGUCUUCCUCGAAUCAGAAGUGUCAAGUGAGCUGGUGUCAAAAACGAUUUGCUCUAAGACAGUGUGGCACGAAGGAGUGUGCGGUUUUAUGUGUUUUUCGCAUUCGAAUGUUCAGCUCUACAUAUAUUUAAGUGACGUGUCGCUAAGAGAGUUGAAGCGUAUUUAUCAAUGUAAGGUAAAAGAAAAAAUACGUGGCAAGGCUGCUUGAAUUCUCUGAAUAGUAUUUGCGGAAACAGAUCUGGGAUGAAGUUGUAGCUAAAUCUAAUGUACGCGAAAACGUGACUAUGUUAUGCGCUGGUGAUUUCGUAUGAACACGUAAGAUGUGAAUCGUACAAAAACGUAUCAUUUUCUGAAACAAGCAAGAAUGUAACUCCUCCUUUAAGGCUGAAGUAUAGUCUAUUUUUUAUGCGAGGGUCCAUGUAUAGUACGCAUAUCGCAUUUUCGUCUGUACACGCACCACCGGUUUUUGAAAUCUUGCAUACUUUGUACGCAUAGCUCGGGUAUGCGCCCACAGUAGUAUGUAGCCCAGGAGAUGCGUUGCAUUUUAUCGCAAUGCGCAUGCGUCGAACGUCUGGUCUGUGUACAAGUAUGAGUCACAUAAUUCAAAUAUACUUUGCAAGGCUGUGCGUUCGACCAUGCAAGUACUUUUGGGUACUUUUGCGUAUACUCCGGCCUUACUAUACUAGCAGAUCGUACUAAAAAAUACGUACAAAUGAGGUCAUACGAAUGAACCACCUCGUAAAAUAGUAAAAAAAUUACCAUGAGAUUGUCUAAGAUUGUGGUCCGCACACAUCAUUUUCUUUUUGAAAUUAAACUGCACUAUCACCACAUUUUUAUUUACCGGUACACACUUUUGGACCAUUCCAUAGGAAUUUUACAGACAUAUAGAUCACUAAGCAAGCCAGUAUUAUGUGUAUAUAUGAACACAGUUUAAACUUUAAACAAACCUAUGUCAGAAGUGAAAUGUUUAACAGAACUAAAGUGUAUUUAUCAAAGGUGGAUAUCUUUAGAGACGUUUGUUGUAGGGUCAUGUGAAAGGUUUGUAAUGCUAGAGGCGUACAGUAUCAUAUGAAAAGCUAUUUAUUUAUCAUUAAUAGAGACGUAAGGGUAUUCGACACAGUUUAAUUUAAAAUCAAGGUGAAGCCAUGCCUAUAACCACAUUAGUUGCACAGAAGAAAUAAAUAAAUGAACCGAACUGUACAGGGAGACAUAAAUAAUAGGAAUUCUCUGGUAAUUUGCCUCUUUUUAAUGGGUACGAUUGUGGCUUUGGACAACAGUCACUUUUAACCCAAGCUGCUGUUGCCUUUUGUUUUUACUGUACUUUUAUGAAACUAACAAUAGGACAAACAUAUCAGAGGUAUAGUGAAGGACCCAACUGUAUUUACGCUUUCGAUUACAGCGGGUUAAUUUUAAACGGAGAUUUUAUCAAAGAUAGCUUUAAAGUUUUUUUGGUUCGUUUUUUCUUGACUGACCGUUGCGGGAAUUGUAUUACUGUAUAUAAUUGUUUUUCCCUUUGACAGAAUUGAAGAGUGAAAAGUUUCACUCUAUAAUUUGAAUCAAACUAUUCUGAUUCUGUCCUUUUUGAUAUUUUUCUGAUUUGCAGGUAAAAUGUCGCAGUCUGCUCAGAUUUUGUCCAAGUUUUAAUGGUCAUGUAAAUAUAAAGAUUUCCUGAAACUUUUUGAAAUUCAAUCUUUUGUAUUUUUCUUUCACUCUAACUGUAGCCAAUAAUUUCACAUUGUCAUGCAUAAUGUUAUAUUUCUUCAGGACAAGUGAUUUUAAACAGACUUGCUUUACUAAUAUUAGAUAUUAUUUAAGCUUUAUUGGUUGAAACUGUUUUUAACGCUAUAAACAAUGGGUCAUUUUUGUUUUCGGUUUUUAGUCUACAGUUUUACACUGUGUAUCUAAUACCACCAUGUUCAAAGAAAAAUGUCAAUAAAAUAAAAUUACAUAAA
Misgurnus anguillicaudatus (oriental weatherfish) is the source of this 6776-nucleotide messenger RNA. It is a transcript of the gene mmp24, whose product is annotated as matrix metallopeptidase 24. Gene Ontology annotation, molecular function: metalloendopeptidase activity; zinc ion binding. Lineage: Eukaryota; Metazoa; Chordata; Actinopteri; Cypriniformes; Cobitidae. Gene Ontology annotation, cellular component: plasma membrane; extracellular matrix. Gene Ontology annotation, biological process: proteolysis; collagen catabolic process; extracellular matrix organization. The record is from RefSeq and is a predicted model, not a curated record.